Messenger RNA from Cyanidioschyzon merolae strain 10D, 1761 nucleotides. RefSeq names its product similar to actin-binding protein frabin. The record is from RefSeq and is a predicted model, not a curated record. Bases 1 to 1761 code for a protein of 586 amino acids. The transcript has a single exon. NCBI's taxonomy places the organism in Eukaryota, Rhodophyta, Bangiophyceae, Cyanidiales, Cyanidiaceae. Gene Ontology annotation, molecular function: guanyl-nucleotide exchange factor activity.
AUGGAAUGGCGAGGUGUUUCCCAGCGCUUGGUGCAGCGAGUUCGGGUACUUGCGUGCUUUCAGCAGACGAACUACGAAUUCCAUUCAGAAAAAGUCGGUGUUCAAGAGCAUUCCAAGCAGCGGAAGCAGGCUGAUUAUUCGAACAGCAGCUCCCCAACGAACGCAAAGCUGCAGCCGGAGUGUGCCGCAGUCUGGACGCCCGCACAUGUUGAGCUCAUUGAGACACUGUGGCUGGAGUCUUCCGAUCAGAAUGUCCCUUUGAAUAAACAACAUCUUGUCGGUGUCUAUUUGGCUUUCUAUGAUCCGCCAUCGACGCUGCUGCCGAAGCUAGUGCUCGACGUAGGACACUGUUUCUGGAGGUUCCAGGAUGGAACCUCUACGCUUUGUAUCACGUACUAUAGCGACGGUUCUGCGAGUGCAGGAACUCAGUGUAGUUCGAAGCCUCGAUACCGUCCACGUGGUCUUGUGGGGCUACGUGAUGCCUCACCUCUAGCGAUGCUGCAGCCGAUGAACAUGCAUGACUCUUCGACAGACACCGGAAACCUGAUCUUUGCGGAGAAGAAGCAGCGGAGUAUCAUACUCGGAACCCUUGUGCACGAGAUGCUCCGAAGCAAGGCAGCACUCAGCGGAGUCAAUGAACGCUACGUGCACGCUGUUUACGAGCUCGUGGCGACUGAGGCCCUCUAUGUGGCGGACCUCCAGACGAUCCUUCGAGCUUUUCUGUACCCAAUUCGUGACGCAUACAAGGUGGGGCUUUUGCCUCUCGAGUACGAGCGGCAGCUCAUCGAUUCGUUUUCAAACACUCAAGUGCUCGCAAAGGUACAUGAGGAUCUCCUCCAAGAGCUCUCUGACUGCUUUCGCGAAUGGCAGCAAACCUCCAUGUACAAUUUUGGAACGCCUCCAGAGCCCAAGGCAUCAGCGACUUGCCCUCUGGAUCGUGUCGCUCGCGUCCUGCUCUCGAAAGCGUUCCUCUUCCACUUGUAUUCGCAGUACUGUUCGGACUUUUUUGAGCGCAGCGAAAGACUGGAAAAAAUGCUCCGCCAAGCUCCAGUUAUACGAGAUUUUCUUCAUCGAUGCGAAAGCUCGGAAUUGUGCCGCGGCGAAAGCCUCGGUUCUUUCCUAAUCAAACCGGUCCAGCGUCUCACUCGCUAUAGCCUUCUGCUACACAAGAUAAGGAGUGAGGGCUCUGGCAGGUCAUGCGAGCAGGAACUGACUGAGGCAGCGCGCCGACUUGGCGAUAUCGCCGAGCUGGCCAACAAAAGGCAGGAGCUAGCAGAUGACAGCCGGAAGCUUGCCGCCCUUUGUCUCGAGUGCGGUGGCGAUCAACGCGUGAUUGCUGCAGGACGGCGAAUCAUCCGUAUGCAAAAUGUUGCUUAUUUUGGUGGUAUACAGAGAGGUCGUCUGAGCCAUAAGAAGGCACGCGAGGGACGCCUCGUGCUCUUCGACGACGCGCUCAUGCUAGUGGAGCCGCACACAUCACGGCACGGAAAAGGAGGCUACAUGAUUCGUUGGAUUGUGCCGCUCGGUAGGCUGACAGUACGGGAGCUUCAUGACCACGCGGGCUUUAGUGCCAACAACUGCAUAUUCCUCACAGGAGCAGAGACUUCCGACUGGCUUCAUGCAUUUGAGGCACUCGUGUCCCCGAGAGAUGCAGGUCGCACCUCAUGGGAGGAGAAUUUAUCUCCUCCGACCCACGAUGCAGUGGAGUUCUGGGGAGCCCGUGCAGGUCUGCGGCACCAGCGUCGGAAGGCAGGCCAGUGA